Molecule: messenger RNA, 1210 nt
Organism: Poecilia latipinna (sailfin molly)
Lineage: Eukaryota; Metazoa; Chordata; Actinopteri; Cyprinodontiformes; Poeciliidae
Gene: oxnad1
Product: oxidoreductase NAD-binding domain containing 1
Exons: 8
Coding region: 142-1110 (322 amino acids)
Cellular component (GO): mitochondrion
Molecular function (GO): oxidoreductase activity
Source: RefSeq, a predicted model, not a curated record
CAGGUGUUUCAACGCUCCGAAGAAGUGAGCUUUCCCAAUGAAACUUGUGUCAUGUAAUUCUAACAUGCCGAAGGUUAUUACUGUUGUAGUGGAGAAAUAUAUGACCUGAAUUUGUGUGGAAUACGGUUUGGCGUUGUUUAGAUGUUGUUUGUUCUGACAGGAAGCCGGGUAGCGAUGAGCGCCCCCUGCGGGUUAAUUUGCACCGCUGCUCGACGCUUCGCCCGGCAAAGUCCUGCUGCUGCUCCGCUGUGCAGGCUGCUGCUGGGCCCCGGGUUCUCAAACAGAAGAAAUAUGUCCUCCAAAAAACAAACGGACCACUUGGAGAGGACAGCGAGCAACUACAGACAAAAUGCGCUGUAUCCCGCCCAAGUCUGUGGAAUCGUGACCGAAUCGGAAACGGUAAAAAGACUGAGGAUAGCCGUGCACCCAGACUUCAGCUUCAAAGCAGGACAGUGGGUGGAUUUCUACAUCCCUGGUGUGGAGAAGGUGGGAGGUUUCUCCAUGUGCUCCAGCCCGGGUCUGUUGCAGAGGGAGGGUGUGGUCGAACUGGCUAUCAAGUACGCGAAACAUCCCCCAGCACACUGGGUCCACACUGUGUGUACAGUAGGCUCCCGGGUGGCCAUGCGUGUCGGCGGAGACUUCUACUUCGACCCGCUGCCCUCGGGUCCAGCUGUGGAUUUGCUGCUGGUUGCCGGCGGCGUCGGGAUCAAUCCGCUGUACUCUAUUCUGCUGCACACCUCGGAUCUGCUGCGCCUCAACCAGUCCUCUGCUGGUCGGCGCUUCAACAUCGGUUCUGCCCACCUCUGCUACAGCGCCAAGAACACCGAGGAGCUCCUCUUCAAGAGCUCCAUCAUUGAGAAAUGUGGGGAGUUUCCCAACAACUUCACCUGCAACUUUCACGUCACGCAACAGAGGGCAGGAGUCGAGCCGCACCUUCAGCCAUUCGUCAAAAGUGGGCGAAUCACAGCGGAGGAGUUGCAGGCGAACGUGGACCCACAAAGGACUUUGUGUUACUUAUGCGGACCGCCGCCAAUGAUAGAGGCGGUUUCAAAAACCCUCAUGGACCUCGGGCUCCCAAAGGACAGGAUCCUGUUUGAGAAGUGGUGGUAGGAGAAGUUGGAACGUUUGGUGGCCUUCAAAGGGAGGAAAUGCCCCUCUACACAUUCAAGGUCUAUGACAGCAUCCCUGAACUGCGAACUGAAUCAAAUAU